Molecule: messenger RNA, 597 nt
Organism: Penicillium canariense
Lineage: Eukaryota; Fungi; Ascomycota; Eurotiomycetes; Eurotiales; Aspergillaceae
Product: protein kinase
Exons: 2
Coding region: 1-597 (198 amino acids)
Biological process (GO): regulation of mRNA processing; spliceosomal complex assembly; protein phosphorylation
Molecular function (GO): protein kinase activity; ATP binding
Source: RefSeq, a predicted model, not a curated record
AUGGCCAUCUCCUGGAUAAUAUUGAGCCGUAGUAUCCCCUUGAGGAGCAUCUCACCGUUUUGCAUUGUCUCUAGGUCCAUAUCUACCAAUCCAAACAGGAGUCAGAUGGACCAGCCCCUUUAUAUUUCUACCAUUAACGCUGAGCCACUUCAUCGCUAUCGACAAGGCGGUUACCACCCAGUCACUUUGGGGGAAUCCCUGAAAGCUGGAAGGUAUAAGGUGCUACAUAAACUAGGGUGGGGAGGCUACUCAACAGUUUGGGGGGCCCGAGAUCAAAGGUUGUACAAUCUUCUAACUGAAAAGCUGCUUGUUUACAGGGAAGAGGCGUAUGUUGCUAUCAAAAUUUCUGUUGCAGAAAGUGAACAUGAUAGGGACUCGCGAGAGCUCCAAACUAUGAAAGAGUUGGCAUCUCAUCACCCUCGUCCGAAACAUACGGUCCACAUGCUUGAUGACUUCGAUCUAAAGGGCCCAAAUGGCUCUCAUAAAUGCCUUGUUUAUGAGCUUCUAGGGCCUAACAUUCCGGACACAAUUGAUGCCACUUUCCAGACGGGAGACUUCCUGGAAAGCUCGCCAAAGUUAUUGCAAAGCAAUGUUUGA